Xiphophorus maculatus (southern platyfish) is the source of this 2455-nucleotide messenger RNA. Its product is annotated as macrophage mannose receptor 1-like. Lineage: Eukaryota; Metazoa; Chordata; Actinopteri; Cyprinodontiformes; Poeciliidae. The transcript has 6 exons. The record is from RefSeq and is a predicted model, not a curated record. Bases 96 to 1055 code for a protein of 319 amino acids.
GCAGACUCUGUACUGCUAAAGUAACAAAAGAUUUGUUCAACAGUUAAUUUAUAGCCACUAUUUUUCUUGAACACUUUGCUCAGAAUACAUAAGACAUGGGAAAUGUCACAUGUCUUAUAAUACUUGCAGGACUGUGUUCUCUCUGUCUUUGUAUGCAUCAGCAUCAAUAUGUCUUAUUCCACAGUCCAAAAACCUGGACCGAUGCACAGAGUUACUGCAGGGAAACAUGCAUUGACCUGGCCACAAUCGAAGACAUGAAGGAGAUGGAUAUGGCUCUUCAAAGUGUUGGAAAUGACUACAGUGAUGCCGUAUGGAUUGGGUUGCAUAGAGGAAAGGAGCUAACUUGGCAUUGGUCUCUGGCAGACAAAUAUUUCUACAAGGAUGGAGAAAAAAAUUAUAUAAAAUGGAAAAAGCCUUUAAGUACUAAUAACUGUGCUACUUUCAGUAAUGGAGAACUUUCUACACUCUCCUGUCUUGAAAAUAGACAUUCAAUCUGCUUUGAUAGAACAAAGCAAGGAGCAGCUCAGUAUAUCUUCAAUCCAAAUUUAAUGACAUGGACCGCCGCUCGAGAUUUCUGCAGAGAAAACUACACAGACCUGGUCAGCCUGAGGAAUGACGCAGAAUACGCGACAGUCCAGGAAGUAGCCAAUGGAAAAUCAGUAUUUGUUGGUCUCUUCAGAGACCCAUACGAGUGGUCAAACCUGACUGACUCCUCACUAAGGUACUGGAGGGAAUCCCAACUGGUAAAUACAGAAUAUCAUCAAAACUGUGUUGCAAUGCUGAAGAAUGAAUCUGGCAAAUGGGGAGACAGGAAAUGCACAGAAGUUCAUCCUUUCCUCUGCAAAUGCAUACAAACUAAACUGCAGUUCAUAAAACUGAGGAUCAGCCUGCAGGACUCAAGUUUGGAUCUGAAUGACCCUGCAGUGCAAAACAGCAUCUUGGAACAAAUGAAGCAAAGGCUGGGUGGAAGUGUAAGUGGUGUCAACAAACUUAACUGGAAAAAACACUCAGAAGGAAAAGUUUUCAUCAAGGAAACAGAGGAACACAACCAAUGAGACGAAUACAGCAGGACUGCUAAGAUUCUGACUUGAAGAUGUAAAAGCCCACCAACCAGGAUGGUAAAAAAACUUUUAGCUGUUGCUGAUUAAACUCUUUUCAAUAGGAAUGCUUAGGCGCUAAUAUGAUGACUAUCUUCAAUAACUCUGUGAGUCAUUAGGCUUUUUAAUUUAGCCUGCCUCUUAUUUUUUAGCAAAUUCAGAAAUCCAACCAUAUGAUCUAUCAUCUAUCAUUAAUAUGUCCUACUUUCAUCCUGAGAAUUUCAUCUUUCAUUUAAUUUAGAGCCUCCUGUGUAGAAAAGAUACACAUUAACAUGUGCACCAUUAAGACUAAGAUUACUUUCAGUCUUCAUCAUAAUGAACUGGUCCACAGGAAAAAACCCAGUAACAACAGGAUUAAGCACUAACAUGGUAAACACGAAAUAAAUUAGCAAGGAUAUGUAUCCAGUAAGCUUUAACAACAAAAAAUGUAAGUCCUUCAUGUAUAUUAGUUUUACUUCAAACCAAUAGUACUCAAAAGGAACUGAAGAGUAUUUCAAGAACAUCUAGAGAAAAUGAAUGAAGAGCAAAUGCUGGCACCUCUGAAGUUUAGUGUCUGGAGACCAACACCAGACAUUGUUGAACUUCCUUCAGGUUAAGCAACUGUUCCUUUCUUUUUUGUGCAUUUUAAUGGGAAAGGAACAUGUUCACCACUUUACACAACACAAGAAAAGUACAUAAACUCUCCAUUGUUGCAGCUACUGCAGUGUUUCAAACUGCCAGCAGCCAUAUUGGAUUUUGAUGAAGGGGUUGAUGAGAUGACCUUCGAGUUUAAUUUUCCUGCUAGGAAUUUUUAGUUGGAUGUUUUGCUACAAUCAUGCAUUUAUUUUUAUUCUUCCGCUUUUUUGUGUGGGAAUAUGUCCAGCUCCAGUUUUGGUAUUGUUUCAAAACACCUUCACAGUGUCUUAGAAAACAUUAGAAUUUAUAUUAAUUCCAGUAUAAAGAUAUGUAAUCUGUAAUAAUUUAAGAAGUACUGCAUUAUUGUAUGACAUGAAACGGUCAGCAGGAUUUUAUAUUGAUAAAUGGUUUUAAGGAAAUUUUUUGCCAACUAUUUGUCUUUUAGAUACAUGACUUGCUAAGUUCACAUGCUAUCUGUAUUUUUUUCAAACUAAAAGUUAAUAAAGUAACUUGUCUGGCCUUGUUUUAUUUAAUUGUUUUGCAAAGGUUCUUUGCGGUUUUCAGUCAUCCAAAAAGAUUAGAAAAUACCAUGCUUAUUUCCCAACUUAAAACCAAAACCAGAUACAGGUGAUAAUCUGAUAGGAUAAAUACCAUGAGCAGUCAGACUUUAUUUACUUUUGAGGAGAAAUAAAGAUGGCAGCUGAGAUUGAUGUAGCUGUCUUUGCUAAUGUACAGUACAUGAG